Linepithema humile (Argentine ant) is the source of this 1630-nucleotide messenger RNA. Its product is annotated as putative gustatory receptor 28b. NCBI's taxonomy places the organism in Eukaryota, Metazoa, Arthropoda, Insecta, Hymenoptera, Formicidae. Gene Ontology annotation, biological process: chemosensory behavior; sensory perception of taste; male courtship behavior. Gene Ontology annotation, cellular component: neuronal cell body; dendrite; membrane. The record is from RefSeq and is a predicted model, not a curated record.
ACGCUGUCUGCACGUGGAACACGCCAAGUGACGUAGCCACGAUAGUCAUCGUUCAUUUCACAGCUACGAGAAAGUGCGCGCACGCUUACGUGUGUGUGUGUGUGUCUGUAUACGCGUAUACGUGCGAAGAAGGGUGGUUUAAAGCCUUGGUUCGUUUAAGCCAGCCAGAAGUUUUCGCCCGUCUGCGACGAAGAUGUUUCAACCGAAGACUAUGCACGAAAUGAUCAAGCCGCUGAUCGUGGCAAACUUCGUCCUCGGGAUGGGAGUUUGGUCCAAGUCGCGGCAAAAAAUCUGGAGCGUCGCGUACUCGUUGUUCUGCCUGGUGAGCUAUUGCGUUCUGAUGAAAUUGACAAUCGAUUAUCUGCAGGUCUAUUACUUGAACAAGGUGCACCCGCUCGGCAAUGUCACGUUUAAAGCGAUCUUCUACGCCAACAUCUGCCUGGCGUUGUGCCUUGUCCCCAGCGGAUGGUGGAGGAGGAAGCACAUGAAGGCGGCGAUGAUGCGUAUCACGAUGUGUGAGAAAACUAUGGAGCAAAUGGGAAUACAGAAGAACUAUCGGAAAUUUUACUUGGAUCAGCUUUACGCGCUGGUGUUCGUCGCGGUGGUGUUUGUCGUAUUUGCUGCCAUCAAUUACGAAGGAAUGUUUACGCAGGAGACACCCUUGCAUAUCAAAAUCAUCCUUGUGCUCGCUGUACAUUAUCCCGUCGGCUUGCUCUACGUGAGCGACGUGUCGUUUCUGCAUUGGGUCAGGUACUCGAAGAUUCGAUUCGAGCAGUUAAACAAUCUGCUACAACGCAUGCUAACGACCACUCCCGAUUCGCCGCAGCACAAGAGAGUGCUGAAAAUGAAGGACGAAUGGAAUAAGACUUUUAUCACAUCGGCGACGCAACAGGAUAGCAGAUCAAAAGAUAACACCGACACAAUGAGAGCCGUCAAGCAAGUACAUCUGGAAUUAAUCAAGUCGACUAGGAGCACGAAUGAAGCGUACGGCAUACAGAUUCUUUUUUCCAUGACAAUAUCCUUUGUAUUCAUCACUAGUCUUCUUUACUAUGCCUACUCGAUUAUAUGGGUGAAUAUGAAUGCGGAGAUGUUCCGACGAGAGAUGAUACCGCUUGUCGGCUGGAUUCUAUUCUACGCGUCGAAAGUCCUUAUCAUAAAUCACACGUGCGCUUUGGCGAGUAUCGAGGCCGCAAACACGGGUGAUAUAAUUUGCGAACUGUACGAGCCAUCCACUAGCAAAGAAUUUCGCGCCGAGAUACGAGAUUUCACUUUGCAACUAAUACAAAAUCCGUUAGUUUUCACCGCGUGUGUUUUCAAUUUGGAUCAUACAUUUAUUCACGGGGUCAUUGGUUCAGUCACCACGUAUCUUGUGAUUCUUAUUCAAGUCGGAGAUCUACAAAAAGGAAAUUCUACUCUACUGAAUAACGGAACAAACUUUACUACAUUUAACACUCUUACAACUGAUAUUUAUCAAUAAAGAUAAAUUUCGUGUGUGUUAUUUUUUAUUGAAUCAUAUACAUUUUAACAAUCGAGAAUUUGUGCGAUCAUCUUCAUAAAUACAUAUAUAUUUUGUGUGCAUUUGUAAUGCAAAAUAUCGGAAUACUUGUUCCUGUUCAUUAAGUGUUGAAUU